Aureobasidium uvarum is the source of this 681-nucleotide messenger RNA. The record is from the annotation of a GenBank genome assembly. Lineage: Eukaryota; Fungi; Ascomycota; Dothideomycetes; Dothideales; Saccotheciaceae.
AAACCGUAUGAAGAGUCGAGUUGGCUGCUGAAGCCUUUUCAGCGAUCCGAUCCUACCGUUGGGAAGCCAGGUGAACACGAGACCUUCCUGCUGCAUAUUCAAGCAGGAGUGAACGCUCUCCGCCGAAAGGGCACUAUUCUCCUCUUCUCAGGUGCAAAGACAGAACGGGAUGCGCCCUUCAGCGAAGCUGACAGCUAUCGAAACGUCCUCAUGCAAUGCUUCGGAGACUCUAACGUUGUGCAACAAGCCAUGGCAGAUGGCAGAAUCUUGUGCGAAGACGCUGCAACAGACAGCUAUCAGAACUUGCUCUUCUCCCUCCUCGAGUAUUACGAGGUCAAAGGGGAAUGGCCGCAGAUGGUCACUGUCAUCACGCAUAGUUUCAAAGAGGCUAGGUUUCUUGUGCGUGAUAUACGCGUGCAGGGAAUCAAUCCACCCUUCCCCAUCUCGGAAUUGCGGGAUGUAAAAAGGUUAGAGAAGCAGACUCUGGAUCUCUUCAAAGCAGAUCCUCAUGGUGCUCACGAUCCGCUGUCGUCUAAGCGAUCAGCAAGGCAAUGGUCGACUCAUGUUGAUGUGCUUAGUAACAUAUCGGACACUUUCGUGAGACACUCGAUACAGGAACUGCUGGAAUGUCGCGAGCGUGAUAUAUUCCGCAAACCUUUACCAUGGAUAGAACUCAGUCCU